ACUAUCUGGCAGGGAGACAAGGACGAGGCGGCCAAGAGAUGGAAGGGCAGCCAGCCGCCAUGGCUUCAGCGCUCGGCGGCGCGGGCUGUCCGAGCCCGGCGGCCUCGCCGACCUUGGAGAAAAUCACCUCAGAAAACUCGCCCGAGCCGGAUUCUUACACGGUGCCGGGGAUUUUACACUUCAUCCAGCACGAAUGGACGCGGUUCGAGAUGGAAAAGGCGCGAUGGGAAGCGGAAAAAGCCGAACUGCAAGCACGUGUAGCCUUUCUACAAGGAGAGAGGAAAGGUCAGGAGAAUCUCAAGAAGGACCUGGUCCGGAGAAUUAAGAUGUUGGAAUAUGCCUUAAAGCAAGAAAGGACAAAAUACCACAAGCUGAAGUAUGGAACGGAACCAGUUCAAGGUGACUCAAAGGCAGAUGCGUCUGAUUCGGUUAUAAACAAUGGCCCUGAUACAUCAACCAUAGAACAGAAUAGUCCAUUAUCCUGGAAAGAGGGGAGGCAGCUGCUGAGACAAUAUUUGCAGGAGGUGGGUUAUACAGACACUAUCUUGGACAUGCGGACAAAGCGGGUCCGAUCCAUGUUGGGCCGUUCCAGCCCAGAGCACAAUGGAGCAGCAGAGUCCAACAGCUUGGGACAAAUCCUAAAUGGAGGAGACUCUCCAUUAGUUAAACAGAUAGAAGAACAGAUUAAGAGAAAUGCAGGCAGCGAGACUCGAGAUGGACUACGAAAAUCAGUACUGGAGAAGAUGCCUUUCCUCCAGAAUGUGGAUGACGAUAGCGACGAGGAUGAUGACGAAUUGGAUAAUGUUCCUUCAGAACUCUCUGUCACACAGAGACUAAGCAAGAAACAAAGGAUAGGCACCGAGAUGACAGCUGCUGAUCCUGCCAUGGACUGUGAGACAGUGGAUGCUUUGAGUGAAUUUCACUUCCUGGAGACUGGAGAGGAAGAGGAAAGGGUUGAAGAUUCCAGAAGCUUGGGGGAUGGCAAAGAACUAGGAAACCACCGUUCUAAGCUUCAAGAUGUGUUGACUAAUUUUACAGACAUCGACGGCUUGCCUUCCAUUCCCUCUGGGAUGAUUGGUCAACCUAAGUCAAGCGAAGCUGUUCCCCUUGCGUUUCCCCCGCAUGCUAACAAGCCAUUUAUACUAGGCUCAGAUAGCAUUGGAGAUGGAGAAAUGAGCCUGGGUGAGCUGGCAGACCUGACUGUCACUAAUGACAAUGAUAUUUCUGAUGGUAAGGAUGCCUUCAGGAAGACCUGGAAUCCCAAGUAUACUUUGCGGAGUCAUUUUGAUGGGAUCCGUGCAUUGGCGUUUCACCCGGUGGAGCCUGUGCUCAUGACUGCUUCGGAGGAUCGUACCUUGAAGCUUUGGAACCUGCAGAAAACAGUUCCUGCCAAAAAGAGUACUGCAUUGGAUGUGGAACCAAUUUAUACGUUCAGGGGACAUGUAGACCCAGUAUUAUCGUUAGCAGUUAGUUCUAAAGGGGACCAGUGCUUCAGUGGAGGGCUUGAUGGCACAAUUUGCUGCUGGAAUAUUCCAAGUUUGAACACUGACCCAUACGACACUUACGAUGAGAGUAUUCUGUCCAGAACACUAAAUGGCCACACGGAUACAGUUUGGGGGCUAGCAUUUAGUAUCCCGAAGAACCGCCUCAUUUCAUGUUCAGCAGAUGGAACUGUUAGAUUGUGGGAUGCAACUGCAAAUCCAGCCUGUGUUGGUACAUACAACAAAGAUAAGGAAAAUGGAAUUCCUACCUCUGUUGCCUUUGUGAGUGAUCCUGCUCAUGCUGUAGCUUCCUUCACCAGUGGUGAUGUGGUCAUAUAUGAUCUGCAGACGUUGCAGCCAGUGAUUACCCUGGAUUCUAAAACAUCUGACACUGCUGCCAAUCAGAUUAAUCGGGUUGUCAGCCACCCCAAAAUGCCAGUCACCAUCACCGCACAUGACGACAGGUGUAUUCGGUUCUUUGACAACAAAACAGGAAAAAUGAUCCACUCGAUGGUUGCUCACUUGGACGCAGUCACCUCUCUUGCUGUAGACCCAAAUGGUGUUUUCCUGAUGUCAGGAAGUCAUGACUGCUCAAUCCGACUCUGGAACCUGGACAACAAGACCUGUGUUCAAGAAAUCACAGCACACCGGAAGAAGUAUGAUGAGGCAAUCCAUGACGUCACCUUUCACCCGAGCAAAGCGUACAUUGCCAGUGCAGGAGCAGACGCCCUCGCCAAAGUGUUCGUAUGACACAGUAUCACCUCCCUGGUCUCAUUCCUCUGAGCAGACUGGUAUCUGCUCAUCUAUAAGGGUUGAUCCCACAUUCCUCCCAGAACGGUUGCCUUUGAAUCAGUGAACGAAGAUAACUUGCCCUCCAGCCAUGAAGUUCAGAAUCCUGGGUUUGCAGUCCUGGGUUGUGCCCCCCUCCACACCUUUCAUAACAAAGCUCAGGGUUUGCGUUUAAACCUUUUCAGGGCUUGUGUUCACUGAACUUUCUAGACGAUGUGUAUAUGUUUUAAACUUUCAAAAAAAAAUGAUUUGGUAAAUUUUGUAUAGUUACCCGAUUGUGGGCUGUGUGAAAUAAGUAAAAGAAGUAGCAGAGGCGUAGGUCAAACCUUAUAAAGGUGCAAGAGCGUGUUUUGUGCUGGUGUAAAUUAUUUUUAAUGAUUGGACUACUUUUUUAAUACAGCCUGCUACCGGUGUGGUUAUGUUUUCUUUCCCUGGCCAGUUAUUCAUCUUGUCCCAGUUUAGCAUUGACAGUAGAAUACAGCAGCAGGCACAUAUGACAGGGAUAAGAGUUCAUAACUCCUCUUCUCCUCUUCUCUCUCUUCCCCCCGCCCCCCCCAAAGCAAUACAACAUUGGGGAGAAUCAUGAGGGGGCACACGUGGAAGUGGACCAAGGUUCCCCAACUUGGGCUCGAAAGAAUACGAAUGUAGUAAUGUACAGUUAGGGGUGGCUUGCAGCUGCCUUUCCCCUCAUAAUCUGAGGAUCACUUAGCCCGACGGUGUUGAAUGUACUCUAUUAAUACAAUGGGGUAGAUUUUAUAAAUCCUGUCUGUCCUACUCUGGACAAUUUAAUUUAAAGUAGUUUUUCUGAUUAACCAUUUCCCAUACUGUUCAUUAUCUCCAGAUGGUUAUCUAUUUCAUGCUUCCUUUCAAGACUGAGAAGCCCGCGCUUCUCCAAUGUUUCCUCAGUACUCAAGACUGUUGAUAUGAGGAAUAGUCUCAUUGCUUCUUACUUGAAUGUUUGCCUUGAUCUGACAAGAGCGCUUUACAGUUUGAUUGUGACAUCCCCUGACUUUUGUAUAGUUCACCAUUUCAUUGGCUUGUUGAUUACUGUUUUCCAGUGGUUAGAUGUUUCGAGAUCUGGUAACUCAGCACAGACGGGAAUCAAACCUGGGACCUUCCUGGUCUAUAUGGCCCAGGGUGGAAUACUUUAUGCCAUUAGGGUAACCACUGUGGGGAACUGGGAACGAAAGUGUCACAUAUUUGCCUUUAUCAAAAUUAUGCUGGUACCACAACAGCGAUAACCAGUUUAGGAGUUUUGUUUAUACAAAAUAGCCCUUCAGGGAUUAAAUGAUCCUUAUCGAGGGAGAAUAUGGAAGGGGCAAUAUGGAGUUUUCUACCUUGUCUUUUUAAGCUACUAAAAGGGCAGAUUUGUGAUUUUUUUAUUUGGAAUCAAUAUUGGGACAGAGGUUGCUGGAGGCUAUUCUACCUUUAAACUUAAUACCACAGGAUAGACUUACAUUCAUGUUCAAAUUCCUGAUUUGUCAUGCCAGUGGAUAAAGCUUGGCACCAGGGGUAUAAAAUGCAUGUUUUAUCAUAUAGGAGACUAAAGUACAAUUUAUGCUGUAUGAAUGCAGUAGCCUUUCUGAUUGGCUCAAGAUCAUGUCUCCAUCUGAGACAAAUGGAGCACAAAGAUCCCAGGUUCAGCCUGUGCUGAAUUAGCUCACACUGUUAGCCUCAAGGUUAGAGGACAAGAACUAUCAACCGGAGCUUAAGCUUCUCAUGUCCGCUGACCCCUCUUUGGAAGAUGUUUGAAUAUGGACGCGGGACAAGAUUAGGAUUGUGCCCUGUGGUCAGCUUCCUCAAGCAAAGAGGAGAGAAGAUUGAACAGGCAAAGAUGUGGCACUCUGGACCCUGUGAGCACUGGCAAAAACCUUUUCAGAAAGACAAAAAGCCCUUUCCUUUCCCAUCACAUCAUUUUAAAUGCUAUAUAUCUAUAAAUUAAAAUUAGAGAAUUAGUGCAGGAUUCCAGAACAUUCUGCAAUAGUGUCCAAAGAAUAGCUUUAUCAAAAUCCAAAUCGCCUGGAAUUUUCAGUGAGGUUCUCCAAAUCUCCUAUCUGAACUGUGGUGAUUGACGGAACCUUUAGACAAAGGUUAUAAAUGUCACUCCCCUGGAGGUCUUCCCAAAAUUAUGGUGGGUGAUUGGGAGCAUCCUGCAGAAAUUCUCCCCCCUCAUGCUUUUCAUUCUAUGGUAAAAGUACUGCCAGAACUAAAACAGUUAUUGAAGGGAACAGUAUUUGGGGAGAAAUCUGCACUGUGGUUGCAGAAUCUGAGGAGCUAAUCCUGUGCCAUGCCUUGAGAGUUCAGCUAACUAUGGCAGUGUUCCCAUCCUGAUAUUCAGUAAUACAUUGAGUGAGGUGGUUGGGGGGGGUGGGCUACUGCAAUGAUAUCAUGAGUGUUAAUAUGAAAGAAAUCCAAACCUAUUUCUGACUAUUCUCCCAUAAUAUAGAUGAAAUGCAGUGAGUAGUUAUACCUGUCAGUAUAUCUUUGCUGUCCCCAUGUGAUCAUUUUAGUUUGCCACUUUUGCUAAAUAUGCUAGUUUAAAGUGAAGUAUUUCAAAUUAUACCAGGGAUAAAUGUCAUCUUGGCUACUUUGGUUGGUAAGUUGAAUGUGUAAUAUGGUGCUAAGCCACAUGAAACAACUUGCAGAGCAAGAGAAAAAAGACAUUUGGACUAUCAAACUUGCUCUAUUUAGGAGUCACACAUGAUUAUUUCAAUAUGGGAAUCACCUGCCUGCACCCCAACCUGUCCCCCAAAUCUUAUCCAUCACCCACUGAUUCCCUAGUGAAGGAGCAGUAAGUUCACUUCCAUUGGGUGGGUGCAAGGAAUUGAAGCCGUGUCUUAAUACCUCCAUGUCGCUGAUCUGCCCCUGCCCAACAGAGAAUUGUCUUUGCUCCCUUUAAAGAUGUUAAUUGACCCCCAAAUCAACCACCUUCUCUAGGAGUCCGUUCCUUGUGUCCACUCUGUUGUGGUGGGCGAAGGAUCUCAGAUUCAGGUUGUGUUCUGUGCUGAGACAAUGCAACUGGCCACUGUGCUAAGAAAGGGAUAUACCAGCAUGAUAUGCUGCUGAUCACUAUCGGGUGGCCCUUGCUGGAACUUGGGCUUGAGGGUGCUUGGGUGAAGUCAGGAUUGGUGUUAAUUCUAAUGUUUUUCCAUAGCGAAACAAGCUGUUAACACUCACUAUCCAGACUUGUUCCUGGGUGAAGUGCUUGACAGCUGCUAAUGGAGUUCGUACCUCAACGUUAGAAUGUUGCCUUCAGAAGAAGAGGAAAAAGGGAAGUUAAUAUAUCUUUUCUUUGAACUGCACUGGGUAAACAAUGGCAACCUCCCAUCUUCAUUUCUUAUUAAUCACAUAUAGAUUAUUUACCAGGAGACCAACGCUACAAUAAACUGUUAAUUCUGCACCAUAAAUUCAAAUUAAGGAAUGGUAAUCCAUUUAAUUAGUACAAAGUGUUUUCUAAAUAAAACUAUAGCCAAUAAUGUUUAAAAGUGAAUACAGUACAGAAUGUAAAUACACAGGGGACAGUAGCACCAAGAGGCAUCCUCUCAGAGAUAUUUUAAAUACUGCUUGCUUUCUACAGCAUUGUUGGUUAUAGAUAGGUUUGCAUCCAGUAAGGAUUAUUUUUUUUUAAAUAAUUCUUUGGGCUCCUUCAACAUUUCAGUGAGUAGAUGUGCUGUACAGACCAGGCAUAUCUUCAGUUUAAUCCCCAGUAAGUAGAGAGUUAGGCAGUUCUCAGUUAGGCCAGGAGUUGGCAUGCUGCAGAUGGUCUCGGCGCUAGGCAGGGUGAAAUAAAUUGGACAAAAUUCCUGCUACUGAUGGCUAUCAAGUUGCGGAGGAUGGGGAUCACUAGGAAAUUAUGGGCACUGGAUCAAUGCAGGUCUGAGAGGGAUAGGGGUACUUCUAAGGUAUGUGGGCAGUGGAUGAAGGCAGGUCAGACUUGAUUGUAAUGCCUUCCACAUUUGUUUAGCUCACCAGUGCUUACUCCUCCGCCCGCUAAAUUGGCAACCAAAAUCUUUUCUCUUGGUCGAAACACAUUUUAUUUCUUAACGCUUUUUCUUCUAGCUCAGCAAUAGCUUGUAAAAUUGAAGGGUAUUUUCAGACUCGUGUUUCAGCGGAAAAAUGCACUUUCUUGAUGUGGUGAGUCAUAUAGAUCAGGAAUGUCCUUGAGUUCUAUCCUCUCAGGGUUUCUACAUGUGAGAGAGAUGGGGCAAAUCAGACAGCUUUCCUGUUUGCUAACCAUUGACUUGUGCUGGAAAGAGCACUUGUGUGGUCUCCACGUGAACUUAGUAUCAGUCUUGCUGUGAUGUGCACCCUUCCCCUUACCUACAGAUCACAAUCAAAUAGCUCGACAGCACUCAAUGUCAGAGAUAUAGAAUGGCUUCCUACGGUCACGUACAACCUUCAAGAAGAGAGGAGUGGAAAGGGAAUAUUGUGAGCUGUGAAGAAUUAGAAUAAUUUUAUUAUAUUGCGAGCUAAGCAAAAUGUAUAAGUUCUUACAUAAAUGUGAACAAAAUGCCUCGAGGUGAUAUUGACCUUUGUUUAUUUCAGGACUAACAUUUUCUUCAUGUGGAAUUUAACAAGUAUAACCAAGCUGUGUAGCAAUCUAGAAAGCAAAACUUACAAAACAAAUACAGUUCAAACAAAGACAUUGACAAUUUAUAUAUAUAUAUAUAUAUAUAUAUAUAUAUAUUUUCAGUUCAUUUAUAUUGUAAAAGGUAUCAUUACUGUUCUAUGGAAUUCAAAACUACAUUCUGUUCAGUGGGACUGUCCAAAGUUUUUGUCUCCAUGAGCUGAAUAGGUGCAUCUGUUGGAAUCUUAGGGGCCACAUAGAAAGUUUAAAUCCUGCUUCCCAUCUGCCUGAAGCUGCUGCUACUACUGGCAAGCUUGAUGCUCUGAUUUCAGAUCCAUCCGUCAAUGAGCCAACAACUCCAAGAACCAACCUUUUCCAAACCGCCGGGCCCACAAAAUGCAAACAAGGCAAAUUAGCAAAGGAGAAAUGUGGGUACAAAUAAGAUUGAAUUGUCUAGGCCUCGUGGACCAUGCUUUGGACACCCCUGCUGUAUAGGUGCAUUUCCCAGUCAGAGGUCUUCUGGCAUAAGUCCCUUUGCUGUGCAAAUCUUACACCUGUUAUUAAAUUCCUGUCAACGAGAUUCCUGAAUGUACACUCCCUGGCAGUUUUUACAAAUGAGGUUGUUUAAUAAUAGCAAGCAAGCUGGCAGGCCAGCUCAGUCUAUGCAGAGAACAAAAUGCUACUUGGAGCAAUCUUGAGAGUGGGGUGUUUAUACAAAUGUGUAUUUCUAAGCAUUACACUGCUGAGGGUUAUUUUUAAUUUUAAAAACUAAAUCACUUAGGAGUUUGGCACUAUCAGUUGGGUGUUGCAGAAUUAGGUUAACUUUGUAAGCAGCCAGGAUCAUUUGACUCCAGAAUCUUUGGUGACAGGAAUUUUUUGGUUGCAAGUAGGAAAUUCAAGACAACAUUGGGAUUUUGUAGAGGGAAUGAAAUGUUGGUCACUUAAAUCCAGGUUUAAGGUUUCAGUUCAUAUUUUUAAUCCUGAUUGUUUAUAUUUUCUUCUUUGAGGUCUCGUCACCAGUUUCCUUCUUGAUAGUUUAGGUGGACCCCAGUGUGAUAACGAAACAGAGUGUGGUCAACGAAAACCAUAAAUAAUUGUUUGAAAAAGAAACAAAGGGAAUCAAUAGGUAACUAUCUUGGAGGCUUUUUCAGAAUUUCUUCCCCCUAACAUUAAAAACAGAAAUCAUUAACAUUCUUCAGGAUGUACCUUGAUGGGAGAUGAGUUCUCAAAGUUCAGACUGGUCAUUUGACUUUGGAAAAAGGAGACCCUGGACACAGUGCUAGCGUGUAUGAAUCUAAAUGUUCAUAUUCUGGAGUGCCUUUGUUUUUGAAAAGUUCUUUUAUCUUGCCUUUUGCCUUUUUCUGUUGUUGUAUGUGCCAUUCUCCUCCACCUUCCCAUUUCCCCCCACCCACAACCGCACCCCAAACACUUUUAAACACCUUUAAACACUUUUUAACAAGGUCAGCCUGAACCUGCAGGACCGGCCCUACUCUGUCCCCUCCCUAAAUUUCCCUUUGUGAAACAGGCAGCCUCAACCAGCCAGCUAGUCACUGACCACAUUUUUGUGGGUCAUUAUUGCAUGGUCAGUUUACUGCAUGUCCUGUUUUCUUACAGUCAGAUGUACAGUCAACAGUGGAGCUACUUGUCUGCAGUCAGUUGUUUGCAGCAUAAACAAAUCUCAUAAGGGCUUUCCUGCUGUAGUUUUGGUGAUAAGCUGGUACUAAGGAUCCUGGUGCAGCGAAUGAGCCCACAACCAACAUCAACCUCUGGCCAAAAUUCCUUUCACCACAUUCAUGCUGGCCACCAUUUACUUCAAAUGUGUUCUAAUUAAAAAAUAAAUAAAUUGUGUUCUGCUAAAUGUUCUUUUUUGAAGUAAAUGGUGGCCGGCAUGAAUGUGGUGAAAGGAGUUUUGUCCAGAGGUUGAUAUUGGUUGUGUGCUGUCCAAUUUGCUGAUGCCAAAAUCUUGUUGAUGCAAAUAACUUGGGUUACUUGGAAUCAUUUUUAUCCUGACUUCCAAUAGACCGGGGUUGAAAGAAGUGGUUGGGAGAUCAGUCCAAUUCUUUGCCAAUGUUUAACUGUCCAGUAGGAAAUCAUACGAUGGGAUAGCUAUUAUAUUAAUCCACCUUAUUUUUUUUCCCUACUUUGAUGCCCUGGCCUUAGAAUAAUGUCUUGCUUUGACCAAGAUAGGAUUUCAUUAUUUAGGUAGAUGGGGCUAUUAAAGCCUUCCUUUUCCCGCCUCUCAAAAGAAAGUAUGAGAUUCCCACUCCCAACAUCAUUAAAAUUGGGAGAGAAGUUUAAUUUUUGGAGAAUUCCUUUCCUGCAAUAGUUGCAGUUUGGUUGUUCCACACAUUUUUUUAAGUUUUGCAGGAACUGUUGUUGCUUCCUGGGUCUCAUUUUGGUAGCCAGUUGGCCUCUUAACCAUCUCCCACCAAAUGAUUCUGUCUCCCUCCCCACUUCUGCUCAGAAAACACAAUAGUACCCGAGCCCUAUAUCACUGCCAACAAUAAGCAAACUAAUUCUGAAAAAUGUCUGGUUUGAAAAAAAUGCUACAUAUGCAGUUCUUAAAAAGAAAUCAAUGCAAGACUUUGGAAAGUGCGUGACUGGGGUCUUGUUUGCAGGUUCUCAGUGGGACAGGGUUAAUCUCUCAAUCCCUUUUUAAAAAGAAUAACUUUUUCUUCCUCUAUGAAUUUAUUGCAAAGGAACUGUAUAUUGUGUAAAAUUUUAAAUAUGUGAUAUUUUGUACAUCUCACUGUAUCUCAAAUAGUUGUGUAUUUAUCAAAGACUACUGUAACUCUUUUUUAUGGCACUUGUUUUCAUGUCUAUUUAUUUUACUUCUGUCUUGAUUAAUCAGUGAUGUUCUGUAUGUGAAAAGGUCUGAAAAUAAAGUGUUUGUUUUCUACAGA
This is a messenger RNA of Carcharodon carcharias (great white shark), 9740 nucleotides long. Its product is annotated as striatin-3-like. Bases 39 to 2231 code for a protein of 730 amino acids. The record is from RefSeq and is a predicted model, not a curated record. Lineage: Eukaryota; Metazoa; Chordata; Chondrichthyes; Lamniformes; Lamnidae. The transcript has 18 exons. Gene Ontology annotation, cellular component: dendrite. Gene Ontology annotation, molecular function: armadillo repeat domain binding; protein phosphatase 2A binding; calmodulin binding.